AUGCCGCCCUCACAGCUGAAACGCCUCAAGACCUCACUACGAGAGCAGGGAAUUACCGGCCCACAGAAAUCCAAGAAGCAGAAGCAGCGAGAUCGCAAUGGCGCGAAUGCAGACCAGCGCGUCCAGCGUACUGCCGCGCUCGCAGGCAUCCGCGAAAGCUUCAAUCCGUUCGAAGUCAAGGUGCUCGCCAGACCGAGGAAGUUCGAGACCACUACGAAUCGCCCCACGCACGGGAGGCAAGCAGUGGGUCGGCCGAGAGUUACCAAGAGCUUAGGGGAAGAGGCGCGCAAGCGUACGCUCUUACCAGAGAUGAAUCGGCGCAACAAAGUCGGCGGUAUACUCGACCGGCGCAUCGGCGAGAAUGAUCCCACCAUGACACCCGAGCAGAAGAUGCUGGAGCGCUUCACGCGAGAAAAGCAGAGGAAGAAGGGGGCAUCAUUGUUCGAUUUGGAGGAGGCCGAGGAGGAGGGGCAACUGACCCAUCUCGGGAGAUCGUUGGAUGUGGAGGAUGGUGUCGGUGGGGGCGACGACUUUGAUGAACACAGCAUAGGUGCCAGUGAUGAGGACGACGACAUGAUGCGACCUUUGAAGAGGAGGCGUGAGUCGUUGGAAGAGGAUAUGGAUCUCCCCGACGCGGCGCAGGAUGGGCAACCUGAGCGCAAGAAAACAAAGGCAGAGGUCAUGAAGGAGGUCAUGGCAAAGUCGAAGCUGCACAAGUACGAGCGGCAGCAAGCCAAAGAAGAGGAUGAUGAGCUGCGAGAAGAGCUGGACAAAGGUAUGCCUGAGAUCCUCGCUGCGCUCAUGGGACAACGAAAGCCGAAUCCGCCUCCCGCAAUCCAACCGGCUCCUGCACCGGCAAAUGCCGACUUCUCUAUCAACCCUGAUCGAGCGGCUUUGCUGAACGGCAUGGAUCGAGCAAGAGCCGACAAGGAAUAUGACGAGCGACUUAGGCAGAUGGCCAUGGACAAGCGCGCUGCGCCUACCACACGCACGAAGACCGAAGAAGAGAAGAUCCAAGAGGAGGCAGAGCGGCUAAAAGAGCUUGAAGAGAAGCGACAGCGCAGGAUGAGAGGUGAAGAGGAGAGCGACGAGGAGGAACCGCCGCAGGUGGAUGGCCUUGAGGCUGGCGAUGAUCCUGAAGGAGACGAUGCUGCUGAAUUCGGGUUCAAGGCGCCCCCAACAGGCUUAAGGCCGGAAGGCGUCGAGGAUGAGGAUGAUUUCGUUAUCGACGAUGAUUUGAUCGCCAGCAGCUCAGAUAUCGACGCUGAGCUUUCUGACGACAGCGAAGCAGAGGACCCAGACGAUGGAGACCCCCAUGAGGAGGAAGAAGAUGAGUUCGUCCGCGGUAUUCUCUCAAAAGACGAAGAGAACAGGACAGUUCUCGCGCCAGGCGCAUCGUUCGAAACACCGAGAGGCUCUGGCCUAGCAUUCACGUACCCGUGUCCCACAUCCCAUGCAGAGCUUCUGGAUGUUUUCAAGGACAUACCGGUCACAGAAGUGCCUACUGUAGUCCAACGAAUACGGGCGCUUUACCAUCCGCAGCUCUCGGCAGAGAACAAAACAAAGCUUGCAGGUUUCUCGGUAGCGCUGGUCGACCACAUUUCUCACACGACGUCUAACAAGCCGCCUACACCACUAGCGGUUGUCGAGACACUCAUUCGUCACAUCCACUCCCUCUCGCGUACCUAUCCCGAGACCAUUGCGAACGCAUUUCGGUCACACCUGAAGAAGAUGCACAGCGCCGGCAGUAUCUCACCCGGGGACCUGACCAUCCUAACUGCGAUUGGCUCUAUCUAUCCAACUUCAGAUCACUUUCAUCAGGUUGUCACUCCAGCAAUCACCAUCAUGGCUCGCUGGCUGGAGAUGACCGUACCACAGACAGCGCAAGAUCAUGGUACCGGCGCCUACAUCAGCGCGCUGUGUUUAAAGUACCAAAGCCUAUCGAAGCGUUUCAUUCCUGAGCUCGUGCGCUUCACCCUUGUCGCUCUCAAUUCCUCUACCGCUCCGCCCGACGUACUCGAAAUUUACGUUCAGAACCUCAACGCAAUGGCCGACCUCUGGUCCACCAAAUCCGCCUUCAUCGAGGUCUUCAGUCCCGACGCCCUCGCGACUUUCAAACGCCUAGAACAAACCGCCACCCUCCGCCGUCUCCGGAUCCUCAUCGACCAAGCCCGUCUCCGGCGGCGUCCCCUCGCACUCCACAACCACCGGCCCCUCGCAAUCAAGACCUCCGUUCCCAAAUUUGAGGAAGGCUUCAAUCCCGACAAGCACUACGAUCCCGACCGCGACCGGGCCGACGCGGCGAAGUUGCGCGCGGAGUACAAGCGCGAGAGGAAGGGCGCGCUUAGGGAGCUGCGCAAGGAUGCGAAUUUCAUUGCGCGGGAGAAGCUUAGGGAGAAGAAGGAGAGGGAUGUGGCGUACGAGAAGAAGUAUAAGAGACUGGUUGCGGAGAUCCAGGGCGAGGAGGGGAAGGAGGCGAAUGCCUAUGAGCGGGAAAAGAGGGCUAGGAAGGGGAGGAAGGGAUAG
Messenger RNA from Coniosporium apollinis CBS 100218, 2526 nucleotides. RefSeq lists its product as uncharacterized. Gene Ontology annotation, biological process: maturation of SSU-rRNA. The record is from RefSeq and is a predicted model, not a curated record. The coding region runs from base 1 to 2526 and encodes 841 amino acids. NCBI's taxonomy places the organism in Eukaryota, Fungi, Ascomycota, Dothideomycetes. Gene Ontology annotation, cellular component: nucleolus; Noc4p-Nop14p complex; small-subunit processome. The transcript has 2 exons.